GGCCGUGGCGUGGCGACGUGUUUCCGUUGGGAUGCGUAGCAGCGGUAGGCGGAGCGAAGAGUCUAGCUUGGACGGAUCCGGACUGGGUACAGAGUCUUUCCUUCCCAUUCUCCUUUCUCCGCGGAGCUACGGGGAAGAGGCCUUUAGAGCCCAGUCUGCGGCCACAGCCGCUUCUCCAGCAGGACCCCGGAGCGCGAGGAGGCCGGGCCGAGCCCAGGGAGCGACGGGUCCAGACCGCUCCCAGGGCGAGCAAUCCUGAUUAUGACAUCAUGACCAUCCCCUUGGUGAUGGAGCUCAUCAUUAGGAUGGAAGAAUGAGUCUGAGCAUAACAUACAAGAUGGGUUACUGGGAGCAUGUCAUGAGAGGCACUGAGUGGAGCCGUGAAGGGGCUGGAGCCUUGUGAACAGGGACCCUGCCCCACACCACCUGCCAGGGCCUGGUCUCGGUGAUGAGACAUGGGGUAUGAUGUAGCCCGCUUCCAGGGGGAUGUUGAUGAAGAUCUUAUCUGUCCUAUCUGCAGUGGAGUUCUGGAGGAGCCAGUGCAGGCCCCUCACUGUGAGCACGCCUUCUGCAAUGCCUGCAUCACCCAGUGGUUCUCUCAGCAGCAGACGUGCCCCGUAGACCGAAGCGUAGUGACAGUUGCCCACCUGCGCCCUGUCCCCCGGAUCAUGCGGAACAUGCUGUCAAAGCUACAGAUUGCCUGUGACAACGCUGUGUUUGGCUGCAGUGCCGUUGUGCGGCUGGAUAACCUCAUGUCUCAUCUCAGUGACUGCGAGCACAACCCCAAGCGGCCCGUCACCUGCGAGCAGGGCUGUGGCCUGGAGAUGCCCAAAGAUGAGCUGCCCAACCACAACUGCAUUAAGCAUCUACGCUCAGUGGUACAGCAGCAGCAGACGAGAAUUGCAGAGCUAGAGAAGACAUCGGCUGAGCAUAAGCACCAGCUGGCAGAGCAGAAGCGGGACAUUCAGCUCCUGAAGGCGUACAUGCGUGCUAUCCGCAGUGUUAAUCCCAAUCUUCAGAACCUGGAGGAGACCAUUGAAUACAAUGAGAUCCUUGAGUGGGUCAACUCCCUGCAGCCAGCCCGGGUGACCCGCUGGGGCGGCAUGAUCUCCACACCGGACGCUGUGCUGCAAGCGGUCAUCAAGCGCUCUCUGGUGGAAAGUGGCUGCCCAGCCUCCAUAGUCAAUGAGCUAAUUGAAAACGCCCAUGAGCGAAGCUGGCCCCAGGGCCUAGCCACACUAGAGACACGUCAGAUGAAUCGGCGCUACUACGAGAACUACGUAGCCAAACGUAUUCCUGGCAAGCAGGCAGUGGUGGUGAUGGCCUGUGAGAACCAGCACAUGGGUGAUGACAUGGUGCAGGAACCAGGGCUUGUCAUGAUAUUUGCGCACGGCGUGGAGGAAAUCUAGGAAACCACAGCAAGACUAUAAAGCGAGAAGGAAACCUGAAAACCCCAUCACUCCACUGGGCAUGUCCCUCUCACCCCCAGUUGCCUAUAUUCAAGCCCCAGUUUCCCAAUCUCCUGGCACUAAAGUGCCCCAGGGCAUUAGUUUCUUCCUCCCUCAUACCUCUAGCCCCCUGUGCCCAAGAGGGAGAUCCAGAUAUGGAUGCUGUUACUCUUACUUCCUUUCCCCCCAGAUUUCUGUACAUUUUCAGCCUGAUUGGAAGGGCCCCCAACCUCCCUGGGGUCCAGAUGUUUGCAGAAGGCACACAAACGUCCAUUGCUCCUAGAGGAGAGGGAUGAUGUGUGACCCCACCUCAGACCAAGGGUUUGGAGCCGGUAGGCAAUUCUGGUCCUCAGCAGGAAGGAUGGGGACAUCUGAAGGGGAGGAGGGGCAAGGUCAGCAGAAAAGACCUAGGAGUGGUGAGUGACGCCAAAUAGAAACUGAUCAGCACUGGUGGCUGUGGGGGGUGGGGACAUGAGCUCUGUGCCAAGCAAGAACCUUUCUCCACCCUUGGGGGGGGGGAGGGGGGGAGGGGCAGCUUUUAGCUGAAUGGGUGGGGGAGUGGGUACUGACAUGUCUCAACUGAACCUCUCUUCAUCCUUCCCUUUUCAUAAAUAGAAUAUGGGUUUUGGAAGUUGGGGAGUGGGGUGGGUUGGUGCAAGCCAGGAAAGAGCCCUUCCCUACCUGGUCUUUGCCAAAGUGGGGUGGGCUAAUAUCCUUUAUGGAUAGGGCAAUGGUAGUUCCUAGAUUUCCCUUUCUUCCCUUUGUGAUUGUGGUUCAGUAUUUUUUGUAAUUUGUUUUUAGGUUUCAUUUUGUAUUUUUCCCCAUUUGGUGAGUUUUGUGUUUGAAAAGAGUGAGCCACCUCUGGCCUCUCCCAUUCUCCACUCAGACAAGUGUUGGUCAUUUAAUUUAUUUACAUUAUUUUUUCUUUCCUUUUAAAAAUUUAUUUACAUUAUUUUUUUUCUUUCCUUUUUUCUGCUCUUCAAAAAAAAAAAAAAAAAAAAAAAAAAAGACCAAAAAAGCUACCCUUCUCUUCUUCACCCAAACUCUUCCCUCCCAAACCCACAAGAAUUAAAAGCAUUAUUCCUUUGCUGUUCCUUUUGUGGGGAAUCAUCCUGGGUGUGAGGGUUGGAAAUGGGGUCUGUUUUUCCUCUUCAUUACCUCUAUUUACUUGAGUAUAAGUGAAUGCAGUGGUCCUUGGUUGAUAAGAGAACUAUGUGUCUACUUCCACACUAAUUUCCCAGAUGAGUCUCUCUGGUCCCCAUCAAAAUCUAUUGAAAGACCAACAUAACUGCCAUUUGGAAAGCUGGAGUCUCUGGUCCUGACAGUCCUUGAAAUUUAUAGCAUUCAUUUUUAUAGACAAGCUUCUCUUCUCCCUUGAGCUGGGGCUGAGUUGGAGCUACUUUAGCCCCUAUGUCAUUGGUUAGGUUUAAAUUGGUCAUGUGGGUAGUUCUCAACUCUGAAUUUGGCUACUAGUUGCUUGGAAGCUGGUGGGUGAAGAGUUGAUUUACUUCUCAAAGCUUAGUUUGUUGUUGGUCCUUUCAUAUCCAUUUGUUUUUUGUUCUCUUGAAAUUUGUUUUUUAGACCUUGCAAUUGGUGAGUAUACCCCCCCCUCUUCCCAUUGGGGUGACUAGAUCUCAAUGGGGAUAGACAUGUGUUCCAACUCCCAUCAGGAGCUCAGAAAUUAGAAAAAGCUUCACCACUAAGCAUAAUUAUUGCACCUAAUAAGUUUCUAUCUGACUCCAAGACUCAACCCUUUUGUUUUUCUCCUGAAACAUAAAAAAAGAACCAGAAGAGGGAUUCGGGCAGUCUCCACUCUUCACUGUGGUGUCUACAGGUUCUGGCUGUGUUUGUGUGUCAUGGUAUUGACUGCAUAAUAAACCUUUUAUCCUAUUCACCAAAUUCUUAAUUCAGCCUUUCUACCAGGAUUUCUCCUCUGUGCUCUCUUAUUUCUGGACUCUUUAAUACUCUUUUCUAUUUUUGCUUUAUAACCUUUUUUUUGGAGAGAAGUAAGUAAUAUGUUUAUGGCAUUUUGGGGUGUUUUUCUUAAAUCUUAAUUUCUUUCUUGCCAGCUAUUCCUAUUUUUACCUCCAAACAAUCCCCUUGUUUUUAGCUGUGAAUUGUUUGUCCAGGGCCUUGCAUCCUACCUUGAACCUUCUCAUCUCUAAUUGAUACUUACAGUGGGAACUUUACCCCUUUCUGUCACCUUUGCUUUGGAAACCUAGUUUUUGUACUUAAAGGGAACUGGGACCUCCUUUCCCUUGAUCAUUCUUAUGGGACGACCUGAGGAUACAAUAAAAUAGAAGCUUUUCCCUAGAGGAGUGUGAUGUACUCAAUAGAGCUGGCUUCACAGCCACAAAACCUGCCCUGAGAUUCAGUGCUGAUUGUGUGACCUGGGCUAGUCAUCUCGAGUCUCAGUGUAGAUUUGUACAGUGUAGUCUCAGGUGUAGAUUUGCCAUGAAGGUCCUAACCAGUAUGAAUAGUAAGUUUCCUUAUACAGGGAUUCCUGCUUAGUAAUGAAAUCCUAAAAUCUGUUUCUCAAGAAAGUUACAAUCUCGGGUGCUACAAUGCAGAAAUGAGAUGACCAGUAUGUAGUUACUGAAUCGUUCCCUUAAAAUGUGGUGAUGGAGCAGCGAUGUGGACUGACCGACCCUGUUUUGAGUGAGGGUGCUGUUGCUCAAAACAAUUUCAGAAUUCAAAUAACAUUCAAUAUACCUUCAUUUAUAAAGAGUAUAUUUCUCUCUCCCUCUCAAACCCUGCCCC
This is a messenger RNA of Sarcophilus harrisii (Tasmanian devil), 4208 nucleotides long. It is a transcript of the gene RNF41, whose product is annotated as ring finger protein 41. Lineage: Eukaryota; Metazoa; Chordata; Mammalia; Dasyuromorphia; Dasyuridae. The record is from RefSeq and is a predicted model, not a curated record. The transcript is spliced from 7 exons. Gene Ontology annotation, molecular function: zinc ion binding; ubiquitin protein ligase activity. Gene Ontology annotation, biological process: tumor necrosis factor-mediated signaling pathway; protein K63-linked ubiquitination; positive regulation of JNK cascade. Gene Ontology annotation, cellular component: plasma membrane signaling receptor complex. The coding region runs from base 456 to 1409 and encodes 317 amino acids.